Solea solea (common sole) is the source of this 933-nucleotide messenger RNA. RefSeq names its product cytochrome c oxidase subunit 5A, mitochondrial. Gene Ontology annotation, cellular component: mitochondrial inner membrane. The record is from RefSeq and is a predicted model, not a curated record. The coding region runs from base 53 to 478 and encodes 141 amino acids. The transcript has 6 exons. Lineage: Eukaryota; Metazoa; Chordata; Actinopteri; Pleuronectiformes; Soleidae. Gene Ontology annotation, biological process: mitochondrial electron transport, cytochrome c to oxygen.
GCGAAACAACCCCUGUAGCAGUGAGUGUGUCUGUAGCUAGGAGUCAAGCAUCAUGUUUAGAGCCGCCGUCCGCUUCUCCGUCUCCGGUGUUCGGAGUUUGGCUCGUACGCAGCCAGGCUGUCAAGCUCCUCUUGCCUCAAGGUGGUACUCACAUGGGAAGCAAGAGACUGAUGAGGAAUUUGAUGCCCGCUGGGUCACCUAUUUCAACAAGCAAGACAUUGAUGCAUGGGAGCUAAGAAAAGGGAUGAACACAUUGAUUGGUUAUGAUCUGGUACCUGAGCCAAAGAUUAUUGAGGCAGUACUGAGAGCCUGUCGAAGGUUGGAUGACUUUGCCAGUGCUGUUCGAGUUUUGGAAGCAGUGAAGGACAAGGCAGGACCUCAUAAAGACAUCUACCCAUACCUGAUCCAGGAGCUGCAGCCAGUGUUGAAAGAGCUUGGCAUCUCCACACCGGAAGAGCUUGGCAUUGACAAAGCGUAAUCAACAAGAUAUCUAAUGGUGGAAAUCCCCAGGACACAUAACCCCUGUACCUAAAUGUUUGCCUCAUAAUACACGUGAUAUUUAAUUGGCCUUUAUUUUGUUCUUUUGCUUGUAAAAUAUUGACAAACAUAAUAAAGGAAAAUGUAUCUUUAUUGAGUGUCACAAUAUUUUAUGGAUAUUUGAGAGCGUAGAUUUUGAAGCAGCACUUCUUUACAAGUUGUUUAAAUAGAGGGCAGAGCUGCAUGUUUUCUUGGUGUGUGCGGACACAUUCAUGUGAGAGUCACAUGUUUACCUCCAGGGAGCAGCAUUUUCACAUGAAUGUAAAAAUCAUUCUACUGUAUUCUGUCUAUGUUGAAUCAUGUUUUCAUUUCAGGGAAAAUUUACAUUCUGAUUACAUAAAGUUGUCCAAAUGGUGUAAUGUUGUUUCACAAACAUUAAAAACAUAUUUUCAGAGA